AUGGGGCAAUUAGAGCCAAAUACAAAUACUAGGCCUGUAGGCGCUCUUCCUAGUGAUACAAAGAAGAAACCUCAAGUCAAUGCAGUCACACUAAAAAACGGGAGGGAAUUAAAAGAAGCGCCAAAUAAGAGAAGAGAUACGCCUAUACCUGAGGGGGAAUUGAUUCCUAAGUCUACUGAGUGCAUUUCGAGGGUCCAAAACAAGCUUCCUCAAAAGCUUAAGGACCCCAGCAACUUUACCAUCCCUGUGCGGAUUGGUAAUAUUGAUGUGGGCUGUGCUUUUUGUGAUUUUGGGGCAAACAUAAAUCUGAUGCCCUUGUCCUUGUGUAAGCAAUUGGUUCUAGGAGCUUCAAGACCAACCACUGUGAUGUUGCAACUAGCUGAUAGAUCCAUAGCGUACCCUGAAAGAAUGAUUGAAGAUGUGUUGCUGCAGAUUGAGAAAUUCAUCUUCCCAGUGGACUUUAUUAUCCUAGAUUAUGAGGCUGAUGAACACGUUCCAAUCAUAUUGGGAUGA
This is a messenger RNA of Nicotiana tabacum (common tobacco), 513 nucleotides long. RefSeq lists its product as uncharacterized. NCBI's taxonomy places the organism in Eukaryota, Viridiplantae, Streptophyta, Magnoliopsida, Solanales, Solanaceae. The record is from RefSeq and is a predicted model, not a curated record.